Molecule: messenger RNA, 1237 nt
Organism: Frankliniella occidentalis (western flower thrips)
Lineage: Eukaryota; Metazoa; Arthropoda; Insecta; Thysanoptera; Thripidae
Exons: 3
Coding region: 734-1108 (124 amino acids)
Source: RefSeq, a predicted model, not a curated record
GUCUCACGCCCGUUAACGCAGCGCCGCGCCCUGGCCGGAUAUAAGCCCCGGGCGCCCGGUGGCAGGCCGCAGUCGCGCCAAGCAGCAGCAGCAGCCCCUCUGAAACCUCCGCCAUGCAGCACCUGACCGUCGUCCUCCUCGUUGUCGCCGCCGCCGCGGCCAUCGCGGUCGCAGAGCCCGAGCCGGAGCAGCCCGCCAACCUGCGUCAGCUGCUCGGCGCCCACCCCCUGCAGAAGCGCAGCUUCAAGAGCCUGAUGCACAAGGCGCACGUCAAGCUGUCGCACGUCGCCCACAACGUCGCCCACAAGCUCGCCCCCAACCUGCAAAAGCUCAAGGACUGCCUGAAGAGGACCCCCGGCGUCCCCGCCGCCGUCCAGGGCGUCGUGACCGGCUGCGCCAGCUCGGCCGCCGGCGGCAUGGGAGCCAUCGCGGCCUGCGCCGCCAAGAGGGCCGCCAUCCCGGCCGCACGCGCCACCAGCCACCUGGCCGUCUGCAUGGGCUAGUGCCCUGCUGCCACUUUGACUUAGUUGACAAACAAACUUGAUGCAAUGGCACCUGCUUGGGCUCAUUAAAGUUGCGGCGGAGUUUCUAGAAUGCAAAACAAAAGCGAGUUUCUCGUCUAGCGCGUGUCGGGGUUCACGACGCUCGUGCGCGGGCCCGGCUCACGGCGGCUUCCUUGCGCGUAUAAAGUCCACACCGGCGGCCACGAUUGCCGCAAUCGCACUGCUUCACCAUGGCCUCCGCGCACCAGCUGCUCCUCUGCGCCCUGAUGGCCACCCUGGCCCUCGCACUGGCCAACCCUCCGCCGCCCUCACACCCACCGGCCCCGGCCAAGCCCGGCUGGCACCCGCACAUGCCCCACCUGCACAUGCCCCACCUGCACAUGCCGCACCCGCACCUGUCGCCCAAGUUCAAGGCGAACCUGGUGCACAUCAAGGAAUGCGUGAAGAAGGAGAUUGUGAAGCUGCCCGGCGGCGUGGGCCACCUCAUGUCCAACUGCCUGACGUCCAUCUCGAUGGGCCCGCCGGCCUUCGGGGCCUGCGUGGCCGGCAAGGGCAUCAUGAGCGCGGCCAGGGCGACGAGCCACAUCGCCGUCUGCGUCGGCUGAUGAGGAAGACAAUCUUUUUUAUGAAAUGGUUGAGCGCGCGCUCUCUCUCUCACACACACACACUUUUUCCCUCAGUCGACCUGCCUGUUGUCUUAUUUUGUUUUGAAAUAAACCCUCUCUUUUGAGCAA